CUUCAGUCAGUCCUUCUGCACAGAAGGCAUCACAGCGAAGAGGGAGUGUAUAAUUUUAACCACAUAGCACAUGGUUAAUAAAUAUAAUAAUAGUUUAUAAAAAUAGUAUUUCUAUUUAAAAUAAGAUUUGCGUUAUAAAAUCUGACAUUUAAACGAGCAUUUCAAUUAGAAUUUAGUUUAAAUGGAACGAGAUAUCGAAUCCGGCUUCUACUGUGAGGUUAACUAAACGUGCGCGAAACAUUAAUACUACAUUAAAUUCUUUAAAUCUUGUCAAAUAUACAGAGAUGCACGUUCACUCACUGCAUUAAAGAGAUCGUGAAAUGGGGAAAGCUUAUUCUCUUCUGCUACGCCCUUUUCGUAAUUUCAAUGUCGAGAGUCGAGCGCAACGCAUCAUUUCACAAGAUAAGCCGACGCCUGCUCCUCACCAUCCCUCGGUGCAGAAACAAAAAGCGAUCGUAGAAAAAUUGGAACCCGAUUUCUUCGAGAUUCAUAACAAAAAAGAUCCCCACUUGGACGAUCGCUUAAAGAGCGUCUUCGUUCAGUCGGCUGAUCCUCAGGAUGAGCCUAGUGAAGUUCUGACUUCGACCAGACCACUGCCACAAAACAGGAGUCGACCACCCCCGAACUUGUACAAUGGCAUGUACGAUCAUAAAACACCGUCAAGCGCAGCUGGGAAAUGUUCUCUGAAAAACGCGAUCCAGUUUAUAAACAACCAUCAGCAAGACCCUGAGAAGUACACCAUCGAAAAUAUAUCGCAAACGUACAAGCUAGAUAAAAAAGUAGUAGAGGACAUUAUAACGAAUUUUAAGCUCUUCCAAUCGAUGGAUUCUAAACUUGAUCCAUUCAAGCCGAAUAUAGAAUAAUUUUGUACACCGUGAUUGUAAAAAUAUGUAUAUAGUAUAAAUAAUAAUCAAAAUACAAUGCUAA
This is a messenger RNA of Ceratina calcarata, 927 nucleotides long. Its product is annotated as protein NDUFAF4 homolog. Lineage: Eukaryota; Metazoa; Arthropoda; Insecta; Hymenoptera; Apidae. The transcript has 5 exons. The record is from RefSeq and is a predicted model, not a curated record. Bases 321 to 863 code for a protein of 180 amino acids. Gene Ontology annotation, biological process: mitochondrial respiratory chain complex I assembly. Gene Ontology annotation, cellular component: mitochondrion.